Molecule: messenger RNA, 2739 nt
Organism: Asterias rubens (European starfish)
Lineage: Eukaryota; Metazoa; Echinodermata; Asteroidea; Forcipulatida; Asteriidae
Exons: 3
Coding region: 583-1065 (160 amino acids)
Source: RefSeq, a predicted model, not a curated record
CACCGCCUUUACUUUGGGGUUAGAUUGCGUUGAUGAAGGAGACACCAUCCUGCAUAAUAUUAACACACAGUCAUUCCACACAUCUGCGUACGGCACGUACGGUUCGUCGGCACGCAAGAUCACCAAGGAUUCCCCGUCAUUAGUGACAUCCUUCCGUAACUUGUGCGUGGUUUCAUCUCUCUGUACGACGACCGAAGUAUAUCUUGCAUCUGGGAAAAUAUGGUUGGUCGCUUGGAGAAUAAAGAGUGCAUCACAUGGCAACAAUCAGCUUAGUGUUAAAAAAUACUAACACCUACAACUCCUUGAUGAUGGUAUAGUUGCAGUGUGCACCUGUGUAACGGCUCAUUUGUUUUCAUCACACAUUGCUGGUCGAAGGUGGUCGAAGCAUAGCAAGUCAUCUCGAACUUGUGAUAGCGGUUGAAGCCUUUUCCAAGGCUCAACACACUGUCUCCUCAAUGACUAAUAACACAGCGAACCUAUCACUCGGGAAGCUAAGCUGACGAGUCUUCUUGUAAAAUUGAGAUUUUGUUUUGUUUUGGUAACUCCAAACUCCACCAACACCUGGGCGCCCCGCGAGUCGCAAUGCAGAUGGAUGCAGCCGGCAUCUUGCAGGCGGGUCUCGCCAUCAUCUUGCUCAGGCUGAUGUCAUGCGCUGAAACAAUGGAGUGCUUCUCCUGCCCAGCUACUUCCAGAAACGACGACGAAUGCAGACAGAACGGUUAUGUAGAUCAAUGCACCGUUGGAUACCACACGUGCUUCACACAAAUCAAAUACGAAGGUGGCAGCCACUACAGACCGAAAACAGUCACCAGGAGUUGCGUUGACGACACUUUUUGUUCGGAGGAGCAAAAAACUUACAACAAUGGCAAAUGCGACGUCAGUAACGAGGACUAUAUAUGCGUGUGGUGUUGCCACGAAAACAACUGCAACAUGCUGUCGUCUGCGCACAGACAAAACGCCAGCCCUCUUUUAUUAUUUGGCGGGGUUGUCAUGGUAACGUAUCUGUCGUCUGGUAUUCUUUGGCACUGGAUGCGUUGCGGAUAUGGAAGAUGUAAUUGGCGGUGACUUUUUAUGUGAAAUGAGAACUUUGGCAACUGUGCGAACAUCUUGCUAUGCUACCACAGGAAUACUUGACUGUCGCCAAUGGAUCUAGGGCACUGGGAAGUGGAUACGGAGUGAGGUGUAGGUCCUACUUGCCUUUGUGAAGCUACCGUACGACCUGCCUGCGUACGUGGAACAAAAUUGCUACGGAAAAGUUUGGUAUCUCGUUUGGGCGCGUACGUACGUGCAUAAAGUUAUGCAGGCCAACCAACGGUACAACAUGCCACCGUAGAUGAUGCUAUUAGCUAGCACGCAAAUAAACACAGUUUUUACUUCCAUCACCCAACUACCAAGAACGACAGUUUCAACUAAUAGUCGUUACCUUGUAUUUCGCUUUGCUGGCAAACUUAACAAGAAAUAGCAGUUGUGUUUCCGGCUUGCUUCGAAUGGUACAUCGAAUCACGCACUCCAUCUAUUUCCCCGUUUUCGGAGUCAUCGUGCUGCAACCUCGUUCCCAAUGUUGUAUGAUUUCACCACACAAUUUCCCCACAAAAAGUCGUACACGGGAUGUAUGAACACGGUGCGCAGGAUGGUCUUGUUGGUCAAUAUAUUCAUCGGCCAUUUGGAAAAACAUGAUCACUGGUAACCAUGAUGGACGCCAGUGUGUAAAUGAUUCGGCUAAUGCAAUGUUCAUAGCCUUUGCAGCUGUGCUGGUCUUAUUAACUUUGAUCGCAGAGUCAUUUACCAUUUCACAUUCUGUUUAAUAGUUUUACUUCAUAAAAUUGCGUCCAACAGAUCAAGCCUGUAGAUCCGUCUAAACACAAAUUGUCGACGUUUCGACCCGUACAUUCUGAAUGUCUUCAUCCACAGCAGACAAUAAAAUGCGCCACCUGCACAUCAUAGAGAUCUAUUAGUGUAGAUAUGUGUUUCUUACAUGCAUGGACGCGUAAGUUACGUCACUAUGAUGUAAUUUGUAAAUGUCGUCAUCAACAGAAAAUUUUGGAAUUUUCUAAUGAGAAUUCACCUAACAUCACAAGGUCGGACGUCCAUUUCAACAAGGGGAGAGCUAUACACUUUGAGAAUUUGACUCCAUGGAAACAGGGAGCUCAUGAUACGUCUUAUUCUUAGACUCCCUGGUGAGAUGUGAAAUAAGUAGUCAAGAAUUCCCAACGGCUAUAGCCCAUUGCGAGCAACGUUGAUAUGGACAUGACGUUUGGCGAAUAUAGCUAUACUUCAAAGGCUGGCAAAUUACUGCCUUAUGGUCAAAAUAAAAUCUCACUUGCUUUGGUUAUUAAAAAAAAAAAAUUAUUUCGUUUCAGUCACAGAGUGCAGCAAUUUUAAAAUGUUGUUGUAAGCUGUGGUUUUCUAAUGUAUUAAAGGUACGCAACCACAUUGCAAAUCAAGUAUUCAAUUUCACACAAAAAUGUGGUUCUCAGUGCGCUUUCACGUUGAACAAUAUUCGGUGCUUCGUUUUUGUUUUACAGUUUUUUCUUCUUCUGGUAAUCCAAUCGAAUCAAGUAUUUAUAGCCGAGGAUAGCGAAGGACGAAUACAGAGCAUUUUAAUUAGCCAUUACCGUGAAAAUGCUAUUACAUUCAGGCAUGCAUACAGGGACUAUUGCUUUGGAAACGCCAUCGAGUGUUGUGCAAUACAGACCUUUAUUUUGCAACGCCACAACCCGGGUUUUGGCCAACCGAGGU